AUGCCGCCAAAGCGCAUCGUCAAACGAUGGGAAAGUGAGGCGACGCGCCGUCGCCGUGCUGCCUUAGCAAAGUACCGGCAGGGCCUGAACGGCAAAUGGGAGUCGAAUGCCAAGAAGGCACUGGCAAGAAAAGUUAAGCAGAAAAGCCUUCGUAUUGGUCCAUUGCUUGCACGCAGCAAGGCUGUGCAAGAUGCCUCCGCAGCGAGGAACCUGGCAAAGGCCCAGAAACUGGUCGAGGUGCUCCAAGAAGCAGACCAGGAGGUGCUUCCGCAGUUGCUGCAGCAGCUAGCUGGAGGCUCGCCGAGUCGCGUCACAGCCAAAGACAGGACCCGGAUUCCAAAAUUUCUGCGCGAGACGGCAUGCAAGUUCCCCGGCAUCAAGAGCAAGGUGAAACCCAUCAUACAGAAGUGGCACAAGAUCUACGUGGAGGAAAGAGCAAAGCAGAUUGGGCAGAAGAAGGAGGCCGUCAAGAGGAGCAGGAAAGGGACGCCAGCGACGAGCCAGUCACGGCCCGGUUUGCCACUGGAGCCACAGCCCUCGGAGCCUACGGGGCCUGUGCACAGAUCACCCGCCAGGCUGCAGAAGGCUCCAAUGAGACAGCGCCGUAUCACUUUCUUUAUGCACAGCUGA
This is a messenger RNA of Symbiodinium sp. CCMP2592, 630 nucleotides long. The record is from the annotation of a GenBank genome assembly. NCBI's taxonomy places the organism in Eukaryota, Dinophyceae, Suessiales, Symbiodiniaceae.